UUGUUUCUUUUAACCACCAUUUCUAUUAUUGAUAAUAUGUCCUCCGGAUCUGAAGCAAAAUCCUUAAAAUCAAGAGUUGGCCUAAUUAUAGACAAAGUAUGUUAAGGGAAACCGUUGGUGAUUGCAAAAUGAAAAACCGUUAGCUUAUUAAUAUAAUACAGCUUUGUGUCCUUCCCGAACCCUCUCAUGCCCUUCUAUAAGCAGCCUUGGGCCUUUUCCAAGGUUUUUGUUUUAGCCAUGGCUAAACCUCCGUCCUUUGGCUGCUGCUUCUUCCUCUUAUUCUUCUCCUUCCUAUCUUCUCCCUUUGUCUCAUUUGCCUUAACCGAUACAGAAGCUGCCUUCAUUGUGCAGCGACAGCUCUUAACGUUACCAGAGAAUGGCGAACUUCCUGAUGACAUUGAAUACGAGGUUGAUCUCAAGGCUACAUUUGCCAACACAAGGCUCAAGAAAGCUUAUAUAGCUCUUCAGGCUUGGAAAAAGGCAAUAUAUUCAGACCCGUUUAACACCACGGGAAACUGGCAUGGCCCGCACGUGUGUAGCUACACCGGUGUGGUUUGUGCGCCAGCUCUUGAUGAUUCCGAGGUCACGGUUGUAGCUGGUGUUGACCUAAACGGUGCUGAUAUCGCAGGACAUUUGCCUGCUGAGCUUGGUUUGAUGACAGAUGUUGCUAUGUUCCAUUUGAAUUCAAACCGGUUUUGCGGGAUUAUACCUAAAAGCUUUGAGAAGUUGAAGCUAAUGCACGAAUUCGAUGUCAGUAACAACCGUUUCGUUGGAACUUUCCCUGACGUUGUCCUCUCUUGGCCUGAAGUCAAAUACUUCGACCUUAGGUUCAACGAUUUCGAAGGUCAAGUCCCUCCUGAGCUUUUCAAGAAGCAACUUGACGCCAUUUUCUUGAACAACAAUAGAUUCACCUCGGUGAUUCCUGAAUCUCUAGGGGAAUCUCCGGCCUCGGUUGUGACUUUUGCUAACAAUAAAUUCACCGGUUGUAUCCCUAAGAGUAUCGGCAAUAUGAAGAAUCUCAACGAGAUUGUCUUUAUGGACAAUGCUUUGGGAGGUUGUUUCCCGUCCGAAAUCGGCAAGUUAUCGAAUGUGACAGUUUUCGAUGCAAGCAAGAACUCGUUCAUAGGUCGUCUCCCGACUAGCUUUGUCGGGUUGACCGGUGUGGAGGAAUUUGAUAUCUCCGGGAACAAACUCACAGGACUUGUACCGGAUAACAUUUGCAAGUUGCCUAAUUUGGUGAACUUCACUUACUCGUACAAUUACUUCAAUGGACAAGGAGGUUCGUGUGUUCCAGGUGGUGCUCGCAAGGAAAUUGCAUUGGACGACAUACGUAAUUGCUUGCCUGCUCGACCUGACCAACGAUCUUCCCAGGAAUGUGCCGUCGUGAUUAACCGCCCAGUUGAUUGUAGCAAGGACAAGUGCGCUGGUGGCGGAGGUGAUGGCUCUUCAACUCCAUCGGAACCAUCGCCGGUUCCAACUACGCCGGUUUACAAACCAGUGCCAGUUCCAACUACGCCGGUACACAAACCAGCGCCAGUUCCAACUACGCCGGUUCACAAACCAUCGCCGGUUUACAAACCAGUGCCAGUUCCAACUACGCCGGUACACAAACCAGCGCCAGUUCCAACUACGCCGGAUCACAAACCAUCGCCGGUUCACAGACCAGCGCCAGUUCCAACUACGCCGGUUCACAAACCAUCGCCAGUUCCAACUAAACCGGUUGACAAACCAUCGCCAGUUCCAGCUCCGGCAGUUCCAUCUCGGCCGGUUCAAAAACCACAACCGCCAAAAGAGUCACCGCAACCGGAUGAUCCUUAUGAUCAAUCUCCAGUGACGAAAAGGCGCAGCCCUCCUCCACCUCAGUCACAACCUCCGGUGAUUCAUUCUCCUCCUCCGGCUCCGGUACACUCUCCACCACCGCCGGUGCACUCUCCGCCACCACCGGUUCACUCUCCGCCACCUCCGGUGCACUCUCCGCCCCCACCGGUGCACUCUCCGNCUUACUCGUACAAUUACUUCAAUGGACAAGGAGGUUCGUGUGUUCCAGGUGGUGCUCGCAAGGAAAUUGCAUUGGACGACAUACGUAAUUGCUUGCCUGCUCGACCUGACCAACGAUCUUCCCAGGAAUGUGCCGUCGUGAUUAACCGCCCAGUUGAUUGUAGCAAGGACAAGUGCGCUGGUGGCGGAGGUGAUGGCUCUUCAACUCCAUCGGAACCAUCGCCGGUUCCAACUACGCCGGUUUACAAACCAGUGCCAGUUCCAACUACGCCGGUACACAAACCAGCGCCAGUUCCAACUACGCCGGUUCACAAACCAUCGCCGGUUUACAAACCAGUGCCAGUUCCAACUACGCCGNCGCCACCACCGGUCCAUUCGCCACCGCCACCUGUUCACUCGCCACCACCGCCACCGGUUCACUCCCCGCCCCCACCGGUUUACUCUCCGCCGCCACCAGCACCUGUUAGCUCNGCUUCCAGNUCGCCAUCGCCAGUCCAACCUUCACCAACACCAACGGUCUUUUCGCCACCGCCGUCACAAUCUCCGCCAGGAACGCCGAAGAUCAACUCCCCAACGGCUCAAGCACCAGCUCCAAGUGAUGAUGAUUUCAGCAUACCAAAGUUCAUCGGCCACCAAUACGCAUCCCCACCGCCGCCAAUGUUCCCAGGCUACUAAUAUCAGUCGGAAGAGAAAAGAAGAAGGCUAUAUAUGCGUAGCAGCUCUGUAUCGUCUUUGGACUAUUUGUAAAAAAAGAAAAAUUUGAGGAAGAAGAAGAGAAACGGUAAAAAAAAUAUGACAUAUCAAAACAAAAUGAA
Camelina sativa (false flax) is the source of this 2813-nucleotide messenger RNA. Lineage: Eukaryota; Viridiplantae; Streptophyta; Magnoliopsida; Brassicales; Brassicaceae. The record is from RefSeq and is a predicted model, not a curated record.